UUUUUUCUUUGAAAGAUUACCCAAAAUGCAAUAGCUUUCGGGAAAUACCAGGCGGGGAAUAGGAAAAGUAACACCAUGCGAGAAGUCAUUCUACGACAUUUAUAAAUCUUAAAAACAAUCGGAGGUGUGCAAAAAAUUAACACGACAGCUGAACAUUUCCCGAUUUUGUCGAUAGCAUUAUUUGGGAAAGCCGACAGUUUGUUUGGUGUUUUUCAGUAAAGGCAACAACGCGGAUUUGGCCCUCACGCGGGCAUCUUUCAAAGCUAGCUAGCGUGUUAGCCGGGAUGCUAGUUGGCUCUCUGAGCGUCUUCAUGAGUGACUGAAGACCGAAUCGAAAGUUGGUGUUGAAUGUGAACCUCAUCAGACAAAAUGUCUGGUUUUAACUUUGCCUCGGGGACUCUCGGUUCCGCCAACGCCAGUGGGGGAUUUGCAUUUGGGGCUGCAGCCAGUGCACCUAUGGCCAAUACUGGCGGCUUCUCGAUGGGAUCUGCUCUGGGUACAGCAGCCACAACCCUUACCGCCGGCACCACCCCAUCUCUUGGUCUUGGAGGCACUCUCUUUGGUGCCGCUACACCCACGGCAGGCCUUACGUUAGGUGCCCCAGCUGCCACAGGUGCGUCCACUGGCUUUAGCAUGGCCUUCAACAAGCCCACCGCCUCAGCAACACCCUUCUCCCUCACCACCAGUUCCACCCCCUCAGCAGCCCCUGCAGGUUUAUCAUUUGGCUCUGUCCUGACCGCCACGGCUCCACAGCAGCCUGCAGUAGCCUUUAACCUUGGUCUUGGUGGCACAACAAUGACCGCAGCCUCAACAGUCCCAUCACUGGGCGGUAGUCUCUUCUCCAACACGUUGUCUACAGGUUUAGGUCAGACCACUCUUGGACCAGGUGGGCUAAUGCUCGGCUCUCUAUUAGCUGCAUCCACAGCAGUAUCGGCAGCUCCUGCCCCAAGUAUAGGCCUUGGUGGAGUUGACUUCAGCACUUCCUCUGAGAGUAAGAGUGACCCAUCAUCUGGAGCCAAUGCAAAGGACAGUAAAGCUUUAAAAGAUGAGAACCUGCCUCCAGUUAUUUGUCAGGAUGUUGAGAAUUUCCAAAAAUUUGUGAAAGAUCAGAAACAAGUUCAGGAGAACAUCAGCAGGAUGUCAUCUAAGGCCAUUUCUAAAGUCCAAGAUGACAUCAAGAGCCUCAAACAGCUUCUCUCGGUCAGUGCCAGCGGUCUGCAGCGUCAAGCUCUUGCCAUCGACAAGCUAAAGCUGGAGACGGCGCAGGAGCUGAAAAAUGCUGACAUAGCACUACGUACACAAAAGACUCCCCCUGGACUCCAGCAUGAGAACACUGCUCCAUCAGAUUAUUUCCGUAGCCUGGUAGAGCAGUUUGAGGUGCAGUUGCAGCAGUACCGGCAGCAGAUAGAGGAACUGGAGAAUCACCUGACAACGCAGAGUGGUGGCUCCCACAUCACUCCUCAGGACCUGACUUUGGCCAUGCAGAAGUUGUACCAGACAUUUGUUGCACAGGCUGCCCAGCUCCAGUCUGUUCAUGAGAAUGUCAAGAUCUUGAAGCACCAGUACCUUUCCUACCGUCGGGCCUUCUUGGAAGACUCGACGGACGUCUUUGAAUCCAAACGGGCAUCUAACAGGAAGUGGCAGAGUACGCCGCGAGUCACCACUGGGCCUGCCCCAUUCUCCAGUGUGCCCAACGCUGCAGCGGUUGCCAUGGCAGCCACGUUGACCCAGCAACAGCAGCCAACUCCAGGGUCCCAGGCACCCAUGGGGGCAGGGUUUGGAAACCCCUUUGCCUCGGCAGUGGGCAGUAGCUUGGGCUCUUCUACCCUUGGAGGUUUUGGUGGUGGGCCAGGAUUUGGUGGGGUGGGGACUGGGGGGUCUUUUGCCUUCUCCACCAGUAAGCCCACAGGAGGCAGUCUGAGUGCAGGUUUUGGUAGCAGCAGCAGCUCAGGCUUUAACUUCAGUAACCCCGGCAUCAACCCCUCGGCUGGCCUGACCUUUGGCGUUUCUAACCAAACCGCUACAGGCUUUGGCACAGCACCCCUUCUCCAGCUGAAGAAACCCCCUGCUGGUAAUAAAAGGGGAAAAAGAUAGAACCAAAAACAACCCUGUGACCGACCAGCUGACUAACGGGUUUGUAGUGGGUAAGGCCUGGUCUCCCAAAAGCAUACAAGUGCUUUAUUAAUCACUAUCCAACUGCAAAAAAAUGAUUUAAAUCACAAGGACUGGGAUUUAAACCACCAUAAAACAGCAAUACAGGAUCACACAUUUAAAUUCAGUGUAUAUACUGUAUUCAAUCUUUCUAUUAUACAUUGGACUGUGUUGUCCACUGGUUUGUUUCCAUUACAUUUGAUUCCAAAUUCCCAAGUCCUGAGCCUUACCUCAUUGUCCAAGUUCCUAUGGAUUAAACAUUUUAUUUAUUUGGUCUCAUCGAUACUUGGGCAACUCUAAAUAAAUGUAUUCGACAGUGGAGUGCAUGGAAAUGCUCUUUGCAUAAUUUUAAAUAUGAUUUUGCCCAUUUGUGUUGACCAAAUGCUGCCAGCCCUCUCUAUUCUGAAGAUGCUUUUGGGAAUGCCAGACACGGACAGAGCUACGUCGAUUACAAAUAGUUAAAUUGUCCGCGAGGCGUUGCUUUUGUCUGAAUAUUGUACAAGACUGAUGUGUUUGUGUUGCUUUGAGGUCGACAAUGCAGUUUGUUUCAUUGAGUGACACAAACUGUGUCGAUCGCAUAACUGCACUCGAACGCUCCUCAAACGAUGACUGGGCCUAAGCCUCGUCCAGGGAAGGCAACGUUAAGGGAAGGAAGUGUAGUUGGUUUGGAACAGUGUAGUUGCUGCCUAAGGUAUCAAUCAGAGUAUGAUUUUUUAAAAAUAUAAUUAGGCACAGGGGGUGUCCAGGGUGGGUUUUUGGGGAGGCACAGUUUUAUUUUUGUAUCAAGUGGAGAAAGAGAUGACACGGGGAGGGGUAAAAGGGCACCAGCACCUUGGGAUAGUCCAUUAUCGAGUCCACAGAAACUGUGUUGUUUUGCUAAAUUCCAUCCUUAUCAUUGUUUCAUAGUUAUUAUGUAGACUCAUUUAAUUUGCCAUAAUGUAAGAACUUGGGAGAGGAAACACCGUGCUGUUUGUAUUCCAUGGGUCCCAUUUAAAUGUUAAGUGAGUUGAAUCUGAAAGGGAUUUUACAAGCAAGUUCUAGCUACUGGACGUUUACACGUGCUAGAAAUACAUUUGCACUUGUCAGUGUACAUGACCUGGCAGUGAAUGUGCAUGUGUGCCUAUUGCACAAGUAUGAAUUUGUCUCUCUGGUCUAUCAUAAUUGCUGACUUCUUUUGAGUGUCGGGAGAUGGUUGGGAUAUACUGUUUUUUGUCCAUUUCUGUUGGGUUACCAAAUACUGUUGGUUGUACUAUUAUUUUCUAAUCACAGUCUGUGUAAACCUGUAUUUUCAAGAAGCUGUUUAAUAAUAAAAUCUCCAAUAGGAUGUUUUGCCCGUUUAUGGCAACGCUAUAAUAAAUGUGCGUGUUGACACAGAA
Messenger RNA from Cyclopterus lumpus (lumpfish), 3527 nucleotides. It is a transcript of the gene nup58, whose product is annotated as nucleoporin 58. NCBI's taxonomy places the organism in Eukaryota, Metazoa, Chordata, Actinopteri, Perciformes, Cyclopteridae. The transcript has 14 exons. The record is from RefSeq and is a predicted model, not a curated record. Gene Ontology annotation, molecular function: structural constituent of nuclear pore. Gene Ontology annotation, biological process: nucleocytoplasmic transport. The coding region runs from base 370 to 2094 and encodes 574 amino acids. Gene Ontology annotation, cellular component: nuclear pore.